GAUUGUCCUUAAUUUGUCAAGUGAUCUUAAUGGUCUAGACUUAAAUCAACAUAAGCGACACAAUGUAUGAGGAGCAGUUUUUGUUUGUUUCAAUACUGAUGCAGCCAACUGUAAGACUGGUUUCUUUUGUCUUAUUUAUUUUUUUAACUGUCAUUAUGGGCCUAAUGAGUAAAUAACAUAUCCAUAUGAAAAUUUAUCUCAACUCUGUAGUGGGAUUUUAGUUUUAGUGCAGCUAAUGAGAAUUGACAGGCCCAUAUCUGUCCACUAUUCCACUCAGUUGGGACAUACUUAGUUUAUCAAGAUGUGAGGUUAUCUUUGUAUUAUUUUCUUUGGCUGGUAACUUACUGUUUGUUGUCUGCUUAUGUAGCUCAAUUUGUCUAAAUUACCUGUUUAAACAAUUUUUUGCUCUUAGAAUAUUUUUUCUUUGUUAUUUGUUGAGGCUCCUUAGUUUCUCUCUUAGAAUAUAUAUAUAUAUAUAUAUAUUGUUAUUUGUUGAGGCUUAUUAGUUUUGCAGGUUCUGACUACAUGAGUGUGUUAAUAAUUUAAUGGAAUAUAUUCUGACUUUAUAAGCUCUGUGACACUAAUGCAGCAUUUGCAUCUUCAAGCAUCACCAUUGUCUUUAGAGGAGGUAAGGAUUUCAUCUAUUGACAUCAAAGGACUUCAUUAUGACAUCAAGUUGUUGUGGUUCUAUCUAUCAAGAUAGUAGAUGUCUUCGAUGCUAUACAAUUGAGAGUGUCCAUCACGAAAAUUGGGUGUCUUAUAGACCAUCAGCAUCAUUCAAUUUAGCUUACACCACUAAUGUUUUUAUUUAAGCAGUUUAAUUUUAAAGAAUGGAUUUUCCGUGAGACGUGUUUGUAGGCUAAUAUAACAUUUGUGCUUUAGUCUCUGUGCCAGUUGCUCAGCAUUCCUUAAUCUUUGCUCUAGGAAUUUUUUUAGUGUUGCAAAAUCAUAGUACCAUCAUGUUUCAAGGUCGCUUCUCUUCUGCAUAUAAUCUCAAGUAAUUUAUUGUUAAAAGCAGUCAUCAAUUGUGCUUUCAGAAUUUACUUCAACCAGUUCUUUCGUCAAAAGUCAAAAGCUGCGAGCAAAAUUUAGAAGCAUUUGGUUUCCAUUUCAAGUUUACAUGACUUCAUAGAACCUUGCACUUGCAUAUAUUCACUUUCUGUCUUGGUAGUCAGAUAUCAGUUCAUGUUACUUUCAUCUCUUGUAUAUUUGUAAUGUAUUGGGCUGUGUAUAUUUUCCUUCCCCUUCAGUUGAUGGUUCUCAUCUUCAUUCAAUGCUGUUUCUCGGAUCAUGUAACAUGGGAGAUAAAUUUCCAUUUAUUUAGUUUUAGAUUUCGUUCACUACUAAAUAAUAAUUUGAUCUUAUAUGAAAUUUCUUUAUGGUAGUUGUAUAAGUGGUUAGCAUUUGUGGACUUGCAUCGUUUUUUUUAUUGUUAGUACUAGAGAAGGUUUCAUUAUUUCACCUAAAAAACUGUGCGAAAGCAUCGAUAGUCACGUCUACCCUUAUUAAAAUAUUUGUAAUUAUCAAUACUUUUAUGCUGCAUAAUCUGCUAUUCAAGUUGCCUGGAAGCAGAAUUUGGCAAUUAGCAUACUGAACCUUGUGCCAGUGUUCUUUCUGAAUCUUCUUUAGAUUGUUAGCUUGCUUAGAUAUUGUUCUUACCUACUCAUGGUAUUAGGAGUGUGCUUCCACAUAAUAUGUUUUGUGUCAGGCACUAGAAAGCAGGGCGGAACUACUUCCUCUGCAGCUGCUGGAUAGGUGGAGCCUUUCAAUAUGUUAAGGAAUCUCUUGUGGGCCACAUCAAAGCAUGAUGUUUACAUGAUGGAGAACUACUCAGUAAUGCACUGGUCAUCACUGCUUCGAAGAGGCAAAGAGGUGCUAAAUGUAUCUGGGAAAAUUGUCCCUACUCAGAAGUAUGGAUCUUCAUGUGCCCACCCACUUUCUAGAGUACAAAUCAGCACCAUGGUUGUGAAAGAUAACUUGAUAGUUGCUGGUGGUUUUCAAGGGGAGCUCAUUUAUAAGUACCUAAAUAAUCCUGGAGUCGCGUUCUGCGGAAAAGUAACCAAUGAGAAUAAUGCCAUCACCAAUGCCGUAGAUGUUUAUUGCGCUCGGAACGGUUCCCUUCGAGUGAUGACUGCUAAUAAUGAUUGUUAUGUGAGGAUCUUUGAUGCCAACAACUUUGCCUUGCUCAAUCGGCUUUCCUAUUCUUGGUCCAUAAAUAGUACCUCAGUUAGCCCAGAUGGGAAGUUUCUUGCUGUCCUCGGAGACAACACAGAUUGUUUAAUAGCAGAUGCUCAAUCGGGAAAAAUGAUCGGCAAUCUAAAGGGCCAUUUGGACUAUUCUUUCUCUUCUGCUUGGCACCCCGAUAGCCACAUACUGGCUACAGGGAAUCAAGACAAAACCUGCAGAUUAUGGGAUAUAAGGAAAUUAUCCGAGUCCCUUGCCGUCCUCAAGGGACGGAUGGGAGCAAUCCGUGGAAUCAAGUUUUCAGCCGAUGGUCGUUUCAUGGCCAUGGCCGAGCCAGCAGACUUUGUUCACGUAUUUGAUGUUGGGGCUGGUUAUUGCGAGGCUCAAGAGAUUGAUCUUUUCGGUGAGAUUGCGGGUAUCAGUUUCAGUCCUGAUACUGAAGCUCUCUUUGUCGGUAUAGCAGACCGAACUUAUGGGAGCCUUUUAGAGUUCAGGAGGAGACACCAGUAUCAGUAUACGGACUCUUUUCUUUGAUGAGGUGUACUGUUUCUUUUCGUUUUCAACUUUUGUUAUAGUGUGCAAGCUCAGGAUGUACCUAAGAAACCCGAACCCGGGAAAAGAAAAAAGAAAAAAAAAAUCUGGAAGUCUCAUUAGUUCAGGGAAGGCCAGGACCUUAAACGCUUUCAGAAAAAAAAAGAACGAAAAAAUAUUUGCGUGUGUAGUAUUAGGGAGUGUAUUUUUGUACAGGUGUAAGUUUGGUAAAGUGCUUGGGCUGGUAAAAAUUGUAACUUGCGAUGUGUGGUGGUAUGUGAUGUGAGGUUGUUGCUUUUUUUUUUUUCA
Molecule: messenger RNA, 3024 nt
Organism: Asparagus officinalis (garden asparagus)
Lineage: Eukaryota; Viridiplantae; Streptophyta; Magnoliopsida; Asparagales; Asparagaceae
Exons: 7
Coding region: 1771-2718 (315 amino acids)
Molecular function (GO): protein binding
Source: RefSeq, a predicted model, not a curated record